Molecule: messenger RNA, 2133 nt
Organism: Solanum tuberosum (potato)
Lineage: Eukaryota; Viridiplantae; Streptophyta; Magnoliopsida; Solanales; Solanaceae
Exons: 3
Coding region: 1-2133 (710 amino acids)
Source: RefSeq, a predicted model, not a curated record
AUGCAACUUGUUGAUAAUCGACUAGAUGAAACCUACUUACUCGGCGUGCAGAAGUUUUUGGAUUAUGCUUUUCAAAAAACAGGAGAAGAAUAUGAAAUACGAUGUCCAUGUGUCAAAUGUUACAAUACAACUUUAGGAACUCGUAAAAUAGUUGAGACACAUUUGAUAGUAUAUGGAAUAAUUCGCAAUUACACUUUUUGGUAUCAUCAUGGAGAACGUUUGGGUGAGCCAUUGUCAGUAUCAGAAUCAAAAUUUGAAGAUACAUCAGAAGAUGAAGAUGGUGAUGAAGUAGAAGAAUGUGAGAGUGAAGAUGAAGUAGAAGAAUUGUUGAGAGAUUUAUAUCCUAAUCUUGAAGGAGGAACUACACAUAUUGAUUGUGAUGAUUUACCUGAGGAGGAACCAAAUGCUGAAGCAAGAAAAUUUUACAACCUAUUGAAGGAUUUCGAGUUGCCUAAUACAAAAAUUCAAAAGCUUCAAAGGUGGAAAAUAAAUACACAUAGCGGGGAAACAAAGAAUAAAAAAGGUAAAAAGAUUGCAUUAAAGAGUUUACGCUAUUUUCCUUUAAAGCCUAGACUUCAGAGGUUAUUUAUGUCUACAAAGACAUCCAGUUUAAUGACAUGGCACAAUGAUAAAAGAGUUGAUGAUGGUAUAAUGAGGCAUCCGGCUGAUUCAAUGGCAUGGAAGUCAUUUGAUGAACUUCAUCCUUCAUUUGCGGUUGAGCCUCGUAAUGUUCGACUUGGACUUGCUAGUGAUGGAUUUCAACCAUUUCGAAAUUCAAAAACUUCACAUAGCAUUUGGCCUGUGGUUCUUAUUCCUUAUAAUUUACCACCUUGGUUGUGUAUGAAGCAAGAAAACUUUAUUUUUUCAAUGCUUAUUCUGGGUCCAAAUGGUCCAGGAGAUGCAAUUGAUACAUAUCUUCAGCCUUUAAUAGAGGAAUUGAAGGAGUUGUGGGAAGUUGGUAUUGAGACCUAUGAUGCAUCAACUAAGCAAAAUUUUAAGUUGCAUGCUUCUUUAUUAUGGACCAUCAAUGACUUUCCAGCAUAUGGAAAUUUAUCUGGAUGGAGUACAAAAGGAAAAUUAGCAUGCCCGUGUUGCAAUAAAGACACUUCCUCAUUUCGAUUGUCUAAUGGUAAGAAGCAGUGUUUUAUGGGUCAUCAGCGUUAUCUUUCUCAGAAUCACAAAUGGAGAAAUGAUAAAGACUCAUUUGAUGGUACAAUGGAGAAAAGGCCUCCACCAAAAGUGUGUUCUGGUAUUGAGAUACUUAAUCAAGUGCAAGAUCUUGAAGGCCUACCGUUAUCAAAAGAUCCUAAGAAAAGAAAGAAGAUAUCACAUGAAAAUCGAGAGGAUAAUUGGAACAAGAAAAACUUGCAAGAGAUGAACAUUAGGCUGGAAUUGCACCCCAUCCAAAAUGGGGAGAAAAUUGAAGUUCCAACAGCAUGCUACACAUUGUCUCCAGAAGAUAAGCACAAAUUGUGCCUUUUCUUAAAGAAUCUAAAGGUUCCUAAUGGUUUUUCAUCCAAUAUUUCUCAAUGUGUGAACUUGAAAGAUCACAAGAUAUCUGGAUUGAAAAGCCAUGAUUGUCAUGUUCUCUUGCAACAUCUACUCCCUCUUGCACUUCGUGGUAUGUUGUCAAAAGAAGUGUGUGAACCACUUAUUAAAUUAUUUAUAUUUUUUAGUGUGCUUGGAUCAAAGGAGUUGAGAAUUGAUAACUUGGAACAUAUUGAAGCACAAAAACCCAUAACACUUUGCAAGUUAGAAAAGGUCUUCCCUCCUUCAUUUUUUGAUGUCAUGGUGCACUUACCUGUUCAUUUAGCUACUGAAGCUAAGAUUGCUGGACCGAUUCAUCAUCGAUGGAUGUAUCCUGUGGAAAGAUGGUUAUAUUUUUUGAAAUCUCUCAUUGGUAAUAGAGCUUGUCCAGAAGGUUGUAUUGCAGAGGGCUAUAUUGCAAAUGAAUGUAUGACACUAUGUUCAAGGUAUCUGCAUAAAGUCGAGACAAGAUUCAAUCACAAGAUAUCUGGGUUGAAAAGUCAUGAUUGUCAUGUUCUUCUGCAACAUCUACUCCCUCUUGCACUUCGUGGUAUGCUGUCCAAAGAAGUGUGUGAACCGCUGAUUGAAUUAUCUAUAAUUUGUUAG